AUGGAUCUCGCGAAGACUCUCAUUCGGAGCGUGGUCCGCGCUUUCUACGAGACCCGCCAAGUCUUGGUGGUCGACGCUCUCUUUAUCCACUCUGUUCAUACGCGAAGUGAAAUUCGUGAUGGCUCUACCCGGCCCGUUAACCGCGAUUACUACUAUAUCCCUCUGCAUCCAGUGAUCGAUGCGAUCAAGUACCGGAUCUCUCGUUUAACUUCUACCAUCAAAGCCCAAUACACCCCCAGUGAGGAGAGGAAAGAAUACAUCUGUCUAAGAUGCGGGGAGGAAUGGACGGAACUGGACGUGUUGAGUCUCUACAAUGAGGAGGGGUUCGAAUGUCAGUCGUGCGGCGCCAUCCUUGAGCGGACCGAGGACGUCAAGGGGACCGAUGGAAUCGACCGGACUGGGCAUGAGAAAAACAGCAGGCUGAUGGCUCAGCUGGACGGCAUGCUGAAGCUGCUCAAGCAGAUCGACGCGACGGAAAUCCCUCCAAACGAUUUCGAGACAGCGUGGGACCACAAAGUCGACGUCGUUCGAAACCAGCAGACGCAUCCCUCGAGACCGGCUGUCGCUGUGGCAACAAACAAGCAGGAAGCUGUUCGCGGCAACACUAGGACCGAUGCAAACGCGAUUGAAGUGUCGCUUACGUCGUCGGCGGAGAAGAGUGCCGCAGAGCAAGCUGCAGAGCAAGCCCGCAAGGCCGCCCUCGAGAAGCAGAAUGCUCUUCCAGUAUGGCAUACUCACUCUACAGUUUCUACCACGGCCGGCAACGUCAAUCCUAUCAAAACGGAGACGAAUGUUGACGUCAAACCAGAGAUCAAGGAAGAGGAGGAGCAGAAGCCCGACCUGGACGCGCUGGACGAUAUCGCUGCGUACUACGCCGAGAUCGCGCGCAAAAAGGCCGAGGAAGCGAGCAGCGCUGAGGAGGAGUCUGAUGAGGAGGAGGACGAGUUUGAAGAUGUGGGGGGCAUUUCUGGUAAUGGGAGCGCGGUCGGUACGCCGGCCAUGACGACCGGAGGUGCUGGUCCUACCAGUGCACCGGCUGUGGCGCCGUCUCCCAGCGUGGCUGGUGUCAAGCGGGAGCUGGAGUCAGAGUCGAGCAGCAGCGCGCCCCAGACCGCGGCGGCCACGCCCGCAACACCAGCUGAUGACGGGCCGGUGGCGAAGAAGGUCAAGACGGAAGAGGUAGAAAUCAAGAAAGAAGAGGAGUCGGACGAGGAUGACGAGGAAUUCGAAGAUGUCUGA
Messenger RNA from Rasamsonia emersonii CBS 393.64, 1239 nucleotides. Its product is annotated as Transcription factor TFIIE complex alpha subunit. Bases 1 to 1239 code for a protein of 412 amino acids. The record is from RefSeq and is a predicted model, not a curated record. NCBI's taxonomy places the organism in Eukaryota, Fungi, Ascomycota, Eurotiomycetes, Eurotiales, Trichocomaceae. Gene Ontology annotation, biological process: transcription open complex formation at RNA polymerase II promoter. The transcript is spliced from 2 exons. Gene Ontology annotation, cellular component: transcription factor TFIIE complex.